AUGCAGCAAAACUCAGAGAGCGGUAAGCGCCACGGCAAGAGAAAGCUCUCCGCAUCACCGCAACGAAGCAUCUCCGACCUCCUCUCCUCCAAGCGGCCUCGCCGCUCUCCAUCUCCAUCUCCAACGCGCAAACCCACCCAUCCAACCCCGACCCCGAACCAGCACCACACCCACCAGAAUCAGAUGUAUCAGUUUUCCGGAUCACCGCAUAGAGGCGGCGCUCCGCUUCGGGGCGCGUCGUCGGGGCCGGGCCCGGGCUCGAAUAACGUCAGCGUUGGCGGUGGUGUCGGCGUGCCAGGUCGACCGCAAUCUUUGAAUGUCGGUGCUCGCCAGAGUAACUUCUCCCCACAUACGGGCGCGAAGAAGCUUGUUGUCAAGAACCUGAGACUUGGGCCGCGGCUGAACCAGGAGUCUUAUUUCGAUAAGGUUUGGUCGCAGCUUGAUGCGGCGCUUACAGCUGUCUUUGAUGGCCGGAAGCCGGAGUCUUCGCUUGAGGAGCUUUACAAGGGUGGGGAGAAUAUUUGUCGACAGGAGCGUGCUGCUAUGCUGGCACAGCGGCUUCAGGAUCGAUGUCGGGAUUAUGUCGAUGGGAAGAUGAGGGAGGCUCUUGUUGCUAGGGCUGGGGGGAGUGCUGAUGUUGAUACUCUACGGGCCGUUCUCGAGACGUGGUCUGCGUGGCAUUCGAAGCUUGUUACUGUUCGUUGGAUCUUCUAUUAUCUCGACCAGUCGUUCCUCUUACAUUCGAAAGAUCAGCCCGUGAUUCGUGAAAUGGGUCUGAUUCACUUCCGGUCUUAUAUUUUCAACGACUCCAGUUUGAAGCCGAAGAUCUUGAAGGGUGCAUACAAUUUGAUUGCUGCGGAUCGAGGCGCUGAUGUCAGAGCAUUGGCGGACUCGUCCCUGCUCAGAGAGGCCAUGGAUUUGUUCCACAAUCUCGACGUUUACAGCAGUGACUUUGAACCUUUGUUAAUGUCCGAGUCUGAAAAGUUUGUUACGUCAUGGUGUCAACGGGAAGUUGCAGGAAACCUGGCUACGUACGUCGAUAAUACUCGUCAUUUGAUUGAGCGUGAAGUGGAACGCUGUAAUUUGUUUUCGUUUGCCCGAAGUACGAGGUUGAAGCUAUCAGAGCUCUUGGAUGAGACUCUUGUCGUGAAGCAAACCGACCUGUUGACUAACGACAAUGACGUGCUUACUUUGAUGCGAGCUGGAAACAACGAUGCCCUUAAACAACUCUACGACCUACUUGCUCGGCGGGAUUUGACUCUCAAACUGAAGGGUGCCUUCAAGAAAUACAUCGUCGAAGAGGGUGAAGCCAUCGUUUUCGACCAGGAGAAUGAAGCAAGUAUGGUUGUUAACCUUCUCCAAUUUAAGCGCAAGGCCGAUGAUAUUUGGAGCUCCGCCUUCAAAUCCAAUGACGAAUUGGGCCAUACCCUCCGGGAGGCAUUUGGCACUUUUAUAAACCGUGGAAAGAAGAUGGAAUCCACUGGUGGCACCGACAACCCCAAGGCUGGUGAGAUGAUUGCCAAGUAUGUGGAUAGGCUACUCAAGGGUGGUCUCAAGGUCUCGUCCCAAGGACAGCAAACUCUCAUUGACGAGGACGCUGAACUCGAUCGACAAAUGGAUCAAGUACUUGAUCUUUUCCGAUUUGUGCACGGCAAGGCUGUCUUCGAGGCAUUUUACAAGAACGAUCUCGCACGACGUCUGUUAAUGGGACGAAGUGCGAGUAGCGAGGCGGAGAAGAGCAUGUUGGCUCGUCUGAAAAAUGAGUGUGGCUCAAACUUUACACACAAUCUUGAGUCCAUGUUCAAUGAUAUGGACACCGCCAAGGCUGAAAUGGUAGCCUUCGACGCACUACAGAAGCAGAGGUCGCAUAAGGAGCGCACCCCAGUUUCUCUACAUGUCAGUGUUCUCUCCGCUGCCUCUUGGCCAUCAUAUCCCGACGUCCCCGUGCGGAUUCCAUCCAAGAUUGCCAAGUCAAUCAAUAAUUUCGAGGCAUUCUAUGAGACCAAACAUAAAGGACGAAAACUCGACUGGAAGCAUCAACUAUCACAUUGUCAACUGAAUGCGUACUUCCCGAAAGCAAACGGCAAGGGCAAUAAUAUGAAGAACCUGGUAGUCAGCUCGUUCCAAGCCAUCGUCUUGCUCCUCUUCAACGACGUCCCAGAUGGCGAAAGCCUAGAUUAUACCCAGAUCCAAGAAGCGACCGGACUGUCGGACCCAGAAUUAAAGCGAACGCUGCAGUCAGUCGCCUGCGCCAAAUACAAAGUCCUAGUCAAGAGCCCCAAAGGCAAGGACGUAACAUCAACGGACAAGUUCUGGUUCAACGCCGACUUCACCGACCCACAAACCCGCAUUAAGAUCAACCAGAUUCAACUCAAGGAAACGAAAGAAGAAAAUAAGACGACGCACGAGCGUAUCUCGGCCGAUCGACAUCUCGAGACGCAGGCUGCCAUCGUGCGUCUUAUGAAGAGUCGCAAGGUCCUUGGUCAUGCCGAGUUGAUCUCGGAUGUUCUCAAUGCCACGAAGAGUCGAGGUGCGCUGCAGCCUGCGGAGAUCAAGGGCGAGAUUGAAAAACUCAUCGAGAAAGAUUAUAUGGAGCGCAAAGAAGAUACCAAUGCAUACAGUUACGUGGCAUAG
This is a messenger RNA of Penicillium nucicola, 2634 nucleotides long. RefSeq names its product cullin family protein. The record is from RefSeq and is a predicted model, not a curated record. Gene Ontology annotation, cellular component: Cul4-RING E3 ubiquitin ligase complex. The coding region runs from base 1 to 2634 and encodes 877 amino acids. The transcript is spliced from 4 exons. Gene Ontology annotation, biological process: protein ubiquitination; DNA damage response; ubiquitin-dependent protein catabolic process. Gene Ontology annotation, molecular function: ubiquitin protein ligase binding. Lineage: Eukaryota; Fungi; Ascomycota; Eurotiomycetes; Eurotiales; Aspergillaceae.